Molecule: messenger RNA, 114 nt
Organism: Fusarium verticillioides 7600
Lineage: Eukaryota; Fungi; Ascomycota; Sordariomycetes; Hypocreales; Nectriaceae
Exons: 1
Coding region: 1-114 (37 amino acids)
Source: RefSeq, a predicted model, not a curated record
AUGUCGCGCAGUCAAUGGCUCUGCGGCCUCAUUCUCCACGUCCAUGGCCGCGGCGUGCCUCGUGGACCCUCCUCGUGGGACUUCAUCAACGCCGUGAAGUUCCGUAGCGCUUGA